AUGAACCGAGAAACGUGUGGAAGAUUAUGCUUACCGUCAGCCCCCUGCUUUCGUCAGCCGUCCUCCAGCGUUCGUCAGCCGUCCUCCAGCGUUCGUCAGCCGUCCUCCAGCGUUCGUCAGCUGCCCUCCAGCGUUCGUCAGCUGCCCUCCAGCGUUCGUCAGCCGUCCUCCAGCGUUCGUCAGCCGUCCUCCAGCGUUCAUCAGCCGUCCUCCAGCGUUCGUCAGCCGUCCUCCAGCGUUCGUCAGCUGCCCUCCAGCGUUCGUCAGCCGUCCUCCAGCGUUCAUCAGCCGUCCUCCAGCGUUCGUCAGCUGCCCUCCAGCGUUCGUCAGCCGUCCUCCAGCGUUCGUCAGCUGCCCUCCAGCGUUCGUCAGCCGUCCUCCAGCGUUCGUCAGCUGCCCUCCAGCGUUCGUCAGCCGUCCUCCAGCGUUCAUCAGCCGUCCUCCAGCUUUCGUCAGCCGUCCUCAAGCGUUCGUCAACCACCCUCCAGUGUUCGUCAAUCGUCCUCCAACGUUCGUCAGCCGCCCUCCAACGUUCGUCAACCGCCCCCCAGCAUUCGUCAGCCGCCCUCCAGCGUUCGUCAGCCGCCUCCAGUGUUCGUCAGCCGUCCUCUGGCGUUUGCCAGCCGGUGCUCCCACGGGUUAUGCUUAUAA
Procambarus clarkii (red swamp crayfish) is the source of this 651-nucleotide messenger RNA. RefSeq lists its product as uncharacterized. The record is from RefSeq and is a predicted model, not a curated record. NCBI's taxonomy places the organism in Eukaryota, Metazoa, Arthropoda, Malacostraca, Decapoda, Cambaridae.